AUUUGAUUUUGAAAGCGAAUUGGGAGAACAGGAUGAGGCCGAUUUUUGCUGGGAACUUGGAGUAUGAUACUCGUCAAUCAGAGCUUGAACGCUUGUUCUCAAAGUAUGGCAGGAUUGACCGCGUGGACAUGAAAUCUGGAACUUCUACUAAGGGGAAAUAUGCUGAGCAAAGUCUUGGCUUGCCAACCUCUGCCAAUUUUUUUUUGGAAGGAAACCUUCCUGCUUGUCUGCCCUCCUUCUACCUACCGAUCUGCAUUUUCUCAUCUGAUCAUUCGUCACUCACUUACUUCAUCAUCAUCACCCAACAUUGACAUUUCACCAGAAUGUUCUUAGUGGGAUCAUCAAUCAAUUUAUUAAGUCAUGCCUAGCUUCACUGAAUAUAGGGGAUCAAUGAAAUUCUGUCAAGUCAUGCCAUUCUAUUUCUGAAAUCACUUGUGCUGUCUGAAUGGAGAAGCAUGCUUGGCAGUCUCAGAUCUGAAUUUUGGAUUUAAACCUUUAAUUGCAAUCAUGAUUUUGUUCCCCAUUCAACGCCUCUACAGCUUCAUGUGCAUCAGCCCUCACUUAUAUUCAGGUUUUGCUUUUGUUUAUUAUGAGGAUGAGCGUGAUGCCGAAGAAGCAAUUCGUGCACUUGACAAUAUUCCAUUUGGUCAUGAAAAGCGAAGGCUGUCUGUGGAGUGGGCUAGGGGUGAACGUGGACGUCAUCGGGAUGGAUCGAAGGCAAACCAGAGGCCAACAAAAACCCUUUUUGUGAUUAACUUUGACCCAAUCCGUACUAGAGUUCGUGAUAUAGAAAAACACUUUGAACCUUAUGGGAAUGUUCUUCAUGUUCGAAUUCGGCGGAACUUUGCAUUUGUGCAGUUUGAAACACAAGAAGAUGCUACCAAAGCUUUAGAGUGUACAAAUAUGAGUAAGAUCUUGGACAGGGUGGUGUCUGUGGAGUAUGCCCUGAGGGAUGACGGUGAGAGGGGUGAUAAUUAUGACAGUCCUAGAAGAGGAGGUUAUGAGAGAUCGCCCAGUCCAGCUUAUCGAAGGCGGCCAAGUCCUGACUAUGGCCGUCCUCGCAGCCCUGCAUAUGAUAGAUAUAACGGUGGACCAGAUAGACGGAGUCCUGAUUAUGGUAGGCGUAGGAGUCCUGAUUAUGGUAGGCGUAGGAGUCCUGAUUAUGGAAGGCGCAGGAGUCCUGAUUAUGGGAAGCAUAGGAGUCCUGAAUAUGGUAGAUACCGCAGUCGCUCACCGGUGCGAAGGUCAAGAACAUAAGUGAUUUCUGGUUUUAGGGUAAGAAGCAACGCUCCUGUGGUACUUUGUUUUACUUUCUAGUUGUUAGAAUAGCAAGUGGUACAUUAUGUAGUAAGGGUACUUCUCGGUUUAAUGUGGUAUGCGUGUUUGCUGUUUGGCAGACAGUGCUAAUGUUUCCUAAAACACGAGACUGUUUAGUGUCAAAUUAUGGAUGCAUAUUUUUUGCAGUGACACCGUACUUUGCUACAAUCGAAUUUAAUUUUUUUUAGUGCC
Molecule: messenger RNA, 1509 nt
Organism: Cajanus cajan (pigeon pea)
Lineage: Eukaryota; Viridiplantae; Streptophyta; Magnoliopsida; Fabales; Fabaceae
Product: serine/arginine-rich splicing factor RS31
Molecular function (GO): RNA binding
Source: RefSeq, a predicted model, not a curated record